This is a messenger RNA of Coregonus clupeaformis (lake whitefish), 8012 nucleotides long. RefSeq names its product neurexin 2a (gene nrxn2a). The coding region runs from base 1182 to 6128 and encodes 1648 amino acids. The transcript is spliced from 21 exons. Lineage: Eukaryota; Metazoa; Chordata; Actinopteri; Salmoniformes; Salmonidae. The record is from RefSeq and is a predicted model, not a curated record.
GAUGCUACUGCUGCUACCUUCAGUGCGGCGUAGGAAGACAACCAUUGUCUAAUGCGGGGUUCAGGUGGAUCGGCAGGGCUCAUAACGGCAUGUGAGUCUGAAGUCUGUCCUUCCGGAAAACGAAGAAGUCUGCAGCAUUUCACCUCCAUGUAAAUAUUCAGAAGACCGCAGAAAUUCUGACCCGAACCCCGGGAUAAUUCUAACAAACCACGUUGUCUUUCUAUCGGGUGUUGAAGAGUAGAAUAAUGCCCAGAACGGUGGGACACUGAGGAAGAUGGGUCCUGCACCUGUUUCUGCUUGGCUCUGUGCCUAGCUAGCUCCUGGACACCAGACUGGACUGGACUGCUGCUGGAAGAAGUCCAGGAUAUUUGGUUGAUGAGGGAGGGGAAGAGGAACAGAAAACCUUGAAUUAGUUUUGUUGUUUGUCCUGUUUCUGACCCAUCACCCAAACUACCUCACUUCAACAUUCUGCAACAAUCCCCACUUCACUUGGUUUUGUAAAUGUACUAGUUCCUAGACUCCUAAACGUAUGUGCUAGGUCCCAGAUUCCUAAACCUAGGCUAUGUGCUAGGUCCUAGAUUCCUAAACCUAGGCUAUGUGCUAGGUCCUAGAUUCCUAAACCUAGGCUAUGUGCUAGUUCCUAGAUUCCUAAACCUAGGCUAUGUGCUAGGUCCUAGAUUCCUAAACCUAGGCUAUGUGCUAGGUCCUAGAUUCCUAAACGUAGGCUACAGUAUGUGCUAGUUCCUAGAUUCCUAAACGUAGGCUACAGUAUGUGCUAGGUCCUAGAUUCCUAAACGUAGGCUACAGUAUGUGCUAGGUCCUAGAUUCCUAAACGUAGGCUACAGUAUGUGCUAGGUCCUAGAUUCCUAAAUGUAGGCUACAGUAUGUGCUAGUUCAUAGAUUCCAAAACAUAUGGAUUCUACGAUAUCACCAGAACAUUAUUGUAGCCGGUUCUCUGGAUAAUAGGUGACACAUUUCCCAAUUGUUCAACUCAAUGGAGAGGCUAAGAAGAGAAUCCGGAUAGAGAGGCAAAGCUAAAGAGAAUUUGAAUAAUAUUAUUGCUGUACACUUUAGGGAAAACACAACAACAGUGUAGACUGGAGAUCAUUCCUGUCUCUCUCAGCGGUGGUGGAUUAAAAUCAACGAGAUCUAGUUGGAGGGAUUAGGGCCAGAAGGGGAAGAUGAUAAGCAGCCAGGGGAGGUGUGAAGGUCGGGCCGUGUGGCCCCUGCUAUUGACUGGGCUGUUGUUGACAGUCAUGGCCACGGCCUUGGAGUACGAAGGAGUCCCUGGUCAGUGGGCGCGGUACGGCCGCUGGGAUGCAAAGGUCACAGGCCAGCUGAGCUUCGCUCUGAAGACCAACAUCAGCAAGGCCCUGGUGCUCUACCUGGACGACGGAGGAAACUGUGACUUCCUGGAGCUUCUGAUCGCAGACGGCCGGCUGCAUCUGCGCUUCACCAUCCACUGUGCAGAGCCGGCCUCCCUGCACACGGAGACACGCGUCAACGACCAGCGCUGGCACCGCGUGCUGCUUACCCGCAACUACAGAGAGACCAGCCUGGUGGUGGACAACGAGGAGAAGGUGGCCGAGGUCAAGUCCAAGAGGAGUGAGAUGGUGGUGGCCAGUGACCUUUACGUAGGCGGCAUCUCUCCAGACGUUCGCCUAUCUGCCCUCACGUCCAGCACUGUCAAAUACGAGCCACCCUUCCAGGGCCUGAUCACCAACCUAAAGCUGGGGGAGACCCUCCCGGUGCUCCUGGAUGGCCAGAAUGUUCAGAAUGAUUUGGAAUACCUGUGCAUUAAACAGAACCCUUGCAGCAACAGAGGCCUAUGCUCCAUCCACCAGGGAGAGGUCCUCUGUGACUGCACCAACACUGGAUACAAGGGAAAGUACUGCCAUGAAGUUAUCCAGAAAGCAGUAGAAGCCGAAUCAUCGCCAUCUGCAAAAGAGGAGUCGGUAGCCACCUACAAAGGCAACGAGUUCUUCAGCUAUGACUUGUCUCAGAUGCCCAUCCAGAGCAACCUGGACGAGAUCACUCUGUCCUUCCGCACGCUGCAGAGGAACGGCCUCCUGCUCCACACCGGGAAGUCAGCUGACUACGUCAACCUAUCCCUGAGGAGCGGCGCUGUGUGGCUGGUCAUCAACCUGGGCUCCGGGGCCUUCGAGGCCCUGGUGGAGCCCACCAACGGCAAGUUCAAUGACAACGCCUGGCACGAAGUGCGCAUCAUACGCAACCUGCGCCAGGUGACUAUCUCUGUGGAUGGGAUCCUGACCACCUCCGGCUACACCCAGGAGGAUUACACCAUGCUGGGAUCAGAUGACUUGUUCUACAUCGGCGGGAGUCCCAACACGGCUGACCUCCCUGGCUCCCCAGUCAGCAAUAACUUCAUGGGCUGUCUCAAAGACGUGGUUUACAAGAACAAUGAGUUCACACUGGAGCUGUCUCGUCUGGCUGCAGAGCGGGACCCUCAGGUCAGUUUUCACGGUGACCUGACCUUCCGCUGUGAGGACGUGGCCGCCCUGGAGCCGGUCACCUUCGACACGCCUGCCGCCUACCUCACCCUGCCCAGGUGGAACACCAAGAAGACUGGCUCCAUCUCCUUUGACUUCCGUACCACGGAGCCCAGCGGCCUGCUGUUGUUCAGCUACGGGGACGGACGUCUGCAGGGCCCAGACAGACAGCCGGACAGGUAUGCCCGGGCUGAUUACUUUGCCAUGGAGCUAAUGGACGGCUUCCUCUACCUGGUGAUGGACAUGGGCUCUGGCAGCAUCAAGAUGAAGGCCAGCAACAAGAGGGUCAACGAUGGGGAGUGGUGCCACGUGGACUUCCAGAGGGAGGGGCGCAAGGGCUUCAUCUCAGUGAACAGCCGCAGCACACCAUUCUCUGCUAAUGAAGGCAAUGAGAUCUUAGACCUGGAUGGUGAUAUGUACCUGGGGGGUCUGCCCGAGGCACGCCAGCGCCUCAUCCUCCCCCCAGAAGUCUGGACGGCCCCCCUCAACCUGGGCUAUGUGGGCUGCAUGCGGGACCUGUUCAUGGAUGGGCGGAGCCGGGACCUGAGGAGACUGGCUGAGAUCCAGAGAGCCUCUGGAGUCAGCAGCUUCUGCACCAGAGAAACCCACAUUUGGUGUGUCAGAGACAUCUGUGGCAACGGUGGGCAGUGCCGUGAGGGCUGGAACCGUCAUGUGUGUGACUGCACCAGCACGGGCUACCUGGGCCCCAACUGUAACAGUGAGGCCACGGUGCUGAGCUACGACGGCAGCAUGUAUCUGAAGGUGACGCUGCGAGUGAGCAUGCACACGGAGGCCGAGGACGUGGCGCUGCGCUUUAUGUCCCAGAGGGCCUUUGGGCUGCUGUUGGCCACCACCUCCCAGGACUCAGCUGACACCCUGCGUCUGGAGCUGGACGCGGGCCGGGUCAAACUCACCGUCAAUCUGGAUUGUAUCAGGAUAGACUGUAACCUCAGUAAAGGCCCAGAGAUACUGUUAGCAGGACAGAAGCUGAACGACAAUGAGUGGCACUCAGUGAAGGUGGUACGUCUCGGGAACAACCUGCAGCUCUCUGUGGACAACGUGACUGUGGAAGGCCAUAUGGCCGGUGCCCACACUCGCUUGGAGUUCCACAACAUUGAGACUGGCAUCAUGACAGAGAGACGCUUCAUCUCUGUGGUGCCAUCCAACUUCAGAGGGCACCUGCAGGCCCUCUCCUUCAAUGGCGUGCCCUACCUGGACCAGUGUAAGAAUGGUGACAUCUCCUACUGCGAACUCAAUGCCCGCUUCGGCAUGCGUCGCAUCGUGGCUGACCCUGUGACCUUCCACAGCCGGGCCAGCUACCUGGCCUUCUCCACCCUGCAGGCCUAUGCCUCCAUGCACCUCUUCUUCCAGUUCAAGACCACCUCACCUGACGGCCUGCUGCUCUUCAACUCUGGAGACGGCAGUGACUUCAUCAUGGUGGAGCUGGUCAAAGGGUACAUCCAUUACGUGUUUGACCUGGGUAGCGGACCGUCACUCAUGAAGGGCAACUCUGAGAAGCCUCUCAACGACAACCAGUGGCAUGACGUGGUGGUCUCCCGGGACGACAACAACGUACACAUCCUCAAGAUCGACUCCCGCACCGUCACCCAGCACUCCAACGGAGCCCGUAACCUGGACCUCAAAGGGGAGCUGUAUGUUGGUGGUGUGGGGAAGAGCAUGUACAGUAGCCUGCCCAAGCUGAUCGCGUCCCGGGAAGGGUACCAGGGUUGCCUGGCCUCCGUGGACCUGAACGGGAGACUUCCUGACCUGAUGGCAGACACCCUCCACAGGGUGGGCCAGGUGGAGCGGGGCUGUGGAGGCCCGAGCACCACCUGUACAGAGGACUCAUGCCAUCACCAGGGGGUGUGUCUCCAGCAGUGGGAGGGCUUCUCCUGUGACUGCACCAUGACCUCCUACGGAGGAGCAUUCUGCAGUGACCCUGGGACCACGUAUAUCUUUGGGAGAGGAGGAGCCCUCAUCACGUACACCUGGGCCCCUAAUGAGAGGCCGAGCACCAGAGCAGACCGGCUAGCUGUGGGCUUCAGUACUCAACAGAAAGACGCCAUCUUGGUCAGAGUGGAGAGCACCAGUGGACUGGGAGACUACCUGCAGCUGCACAUAGAACAAGGAAAGAUUGGUGUGAUCUUCAACGUAGGGACAGAUGACAUCACCAUUGGCGAGUCGGCUGUCAUAGUUAGCGAUGGCAAGUACCAUGUUGUGCGCUUCACACGCAGCGGUGGCAACGCCACCCUCCAGGUGGACAACCAACCUGUCAUCGAGCGCUACCCGCCAGGGAACUUUGAUAAUGAGCGCCUGGCUAUUGCUAGACAAAGAAUCCCAUACCGACUUGGUCGGGUAGUUGACGAGUGGCUACUCGACAAAGGACGACAGCUGACCAUCUUCAACAGCCAGGCAGAGAUAAAGAUCGGGGGUCAGGACAAGGGCCGGCCGUUCCAGGGCCAGAUCUCUGGUCUCUACUAUAACGGCCUGCAGGUGCUGAAGCUGGCAUCAGAGAGUGACCCCAGUGUCCAGGCCGAGGGGAACCUGAGGCUGGUGGGAGACUCACUGUCAGUGCUGACCACUGAGACCACCUCCACCACCCCACUGGCUGUCUCCGACAUGUCCACCACAAUCAUGGAGACCACCACCACCAUGGCCACCACCACCACCCGCAGGCAACGCUCCCCCAGCAUGAGGGAGAGCAUCUCCCAGUCUCAGAACUCGGAUGACAUCUUGGUGGCGUCUGCUGAGUGUCCCAGUGAUGACGAGGAUCUGGAGGAGUGUGAGCCUGGAACAGGAGGUGAAUUAGUGUUGCCUAUAAUAACAGUGGAUUCCCUUGAGCCCCCAUCCAUCGCCACCCGUCACCCUGCUUUCCCCCCUCCUCCCACCUCCCUGUCCCCACUUGAGACCACCAAAGAGUCCCUGAUGCUGUCCAACCCUCACCCUCCCUGCCCCUCGUACCAGGAGGAAUGCAGUGACCAUGUGGAGGUCUCUGCCUUCGGUUCGGGGGAGUUGACGGAAUCAGAUGACGAGGACUUUUACAAAAACUCCCCCUUGGUCACUGACAGGACAGUCUUGCCUCCUCCUCCCCCCGGCGCGGGUGAGGGUGGGGCCCAGAAACCCCAUAAUCCCCGCCCCCCUCUUUCUGCUCCCACCACCAACCCCGACCAGCUCCACAUCCCGGCGGGCAAAAUGAACACCCGUGACCAGGUGCUUCUGCCCCCCGCCCCACCAUCAUCUCGGAAUACACCUGGACUAACUUACCCCUCCAAUUUCCCCCAUGUGCCCACAGCUGACCCUACAGCUCCCGGUGAGAAGGUCAUGCACCCCGGCCUGGUGGAUAGGAUCGGAGAGUCCAGUAGCACCACAGGGAUGGUGGUUGGCAUUGUUGCAGCUGCUGCCCUCUGCAUUCUCAUCCUCCUCUACGCCAUGUACAAGUACCGCAACCGUGACGAGGGCUCCUACCAGACGGACCAGGGACACAACUUCAUCAACAACCCAGUUGCCGAGGGCAACGGGGCCGUGGUCAAGCUAGAGAAGACACCAAGUAUAACGGCUACAGUAGCCAAGGCUGUCACCAAGGGCAACAAGAACAAACACAAAGAGUAUUACGUCUGAGAGAGGGAAGGAGAGAAAAGGAGAGCGAGAGAGAGAUAGGCUAGAGGAAAAUCAUGGAAAGGGGGUUCUCCCAAUCAAUUACAAUUCCACAUUAUCCACUAGAUAAAUAUCCCAAGUUUAGGGUGUAAUUGUUACAUUUGUGCCACAGAAACUAACAAAAAAGAAAACUUCCCAUCAGUAUUUCCACAGUUCCUGGUAAAUUAUAUUUUCAUAAUCUCUAUCACAUACCAUGUACUGUAUUAGUUAACAUACCAUUUCAUACUGGAAUAGAAGCAUAUCCAUUUGCUGUCUUUGUAUAUAGCACCCCUAUCUAUCAACUGUAUGGUUAAGGUUCACAGUGAAAACUGAGCUGAGACCGUUGUACUAUAGAAAAGACCAUUGUACUAUAGAAAAAGAUUUGCAUGAAUGUCAGUUCUCAAGAAUCUCGAGUCUCUCUGUCUUCUAAUGACGUCAGAGGUAUCAGUGUGUACCAAUUGGUCGUUAUGGUAGAUAACCACAGAGCAACCCAAUAGUGUUUACUAGAAUAAACGAAAGCCAUACCCAUACUUGGAGACUGGGUGACCCACCUUCUCUGCAGACUAGCCUACCCCAUUUUGUGUUAUCCUGCGUUAAACAAUUCCACUCAGUCUAUCUCUCUGGUUGUCCAUGGUGAAAUGUUGCUGGUUGAAUAUCAUUGAACCAUGUUUUAAGCAUGAUGAUGUAUUUAUUUCCUUAUGGAAAAUACAGGUUUUCAAAGGUAAUAUACAAUUCACAGCCUAAUUUAGCCAACAACCCCUCUAUGUGGAUGGAUGAGAUGAGCCGGAUUCUGUCUGUGUGAGGAGAGAUCUAAGAGAUCAAAGAGCUACAGUGUGUCAUUCCAUCUGGGAAGAAGCUCCUCAAACUUCACAAAUCUCAAAAAAGCAAAAUGCUACUGUAGCAAAGACAUUGCUCUGUAAACAUAUUUGUCUGUAAAGACGUCUUGGGAUUGAAAAAGCAUUGCUUGUUUGUUUGUUCUCUGGAGUACAUAGACGAACAGACAUGAAAAAUACACUUAAUGUGAGAGAUGUUCUGCCUCCACGGUUACCACUGUCAACACUCCAGCCAGAUUCCCCAUGAGGAGAAGUAGAGAGUGAAUAUGAAAGGGAGCUGCAGGACACAGAUUCACUUUUGAAUAACUUUUUCUAGUGGUUCCUGAGGGAGGGGGAGAUGCCCAACCUUGUGUCAAGAGGCUGGCUUUCCUUUCCUUCUUCAAAAUUGACAUACAAAACUGGAAAGGCACAAACAGUAGAAAAAUAUAUUUGAGAGAUAAACAAGUUUUUCCUUUGAAAGCAAACUGAACGUGUAUUCUGGUUUUUCUACCCAUUAAUAAAAUACUAUUAUGUGAGAUACAUUAUUGAAGGUUUGUGAAUUGUAAAGCUAUUUCUCAGAUAUUUAGGUGUUUCUCUUGUUAGCAUUCCUCCUUAACAAAAUAAGGAGUUCAUUUGUUUGUUACCUUUUAAUCAGAUACAGAUUUGUCUGUGAUGAGACAACAUUGUCUGACUACAGAAACCCAUUGUCAGUAUUUUCUUUUUCAAUGUUGAAUGGCAUUACAUUUCCAUUAAGGACUGGUUAGUGAUUGUAUGUAAACGUUUAGAGGGAAAACACAUAGGGUGAUGUGCAUUUUAUGUACACUGAAAAACAUGGCUCUUUUGGCUGUCGUGUUGCCAUUCUUUCUGUUGUAUUUAUGUUAACAUGUUCAAUUUCUGUGAUUUCCUCUUAUUAUUUUAUGAAGUGCCAUUUAACACUGCUCAGAGUAUAUUCCUGUCCUCACUCAAUGAUACUGUAAAGUGUUCCUGUGAAAUUAAUCUUAAUAUGUGUACAGUACAUUGACAGAGGGGAAAUACACUUGGUAAAAUACUUUGUAUA